GGUCGAACCACCCUCCAUAUAAAACCAUGGCACGCACUUCUUGGUGGUCCGAUCAACGAUUCUCUAGAAUACCCUAGACACGCCUCAGCCAGAAAGAGAAAAAUCAUAGCACCCCAAAUCAAAUCUCGAAGAAAACCAUUCGCAUUGUCUACUCGGUUUUUUAUUGGCAUACGACGAUGAUUAUGGGUUUUGAUUUGGGGCAUUCUUCCGACAGCAUUCAAAGCUCGAAGCUUCUCGCUACGUGCUUGAUCGGAGGCGUGGUUCUGGGGGUCUCCGUUCUGGGGUUCUACCUUGCUUUUCCGCCUCCGCGCCAGCUAUCAUGGCGGAGGAAGAAGAAGCCUAUUCGCGUAUACAUGGACGGGUGUUUUGACAUGAUGCACUACGGCCAUUGCAAUGCUCUCCGACAGGCUCGUGCGCUCGGGGACCAAUUGGUGGUCGGUGUUGUCAGUGAUGCUGAAAUUACUGCCAAUAAAGGCCCUCCUGUGACUCCCCUGAACGAGAGGAUGAUUAUGGUCAGUGGUGUGAAGUGGGUAGAUGAAGUCAUUCCUGAUGCACCUUAUGCCAUAACUGAAGAUUUUAUGAAGAAGCUGUUUGAUGAGUAUAACAUUGAUUACAUUAUCCAUGGGGAUGAUCCCUGCAUUCUUCCUGAUGGUACUGAUGCUUAUGCUCUUGCUAAGAAGGCUGGUCGCUACAAGCAGAUCAAGCGCACAGAAGGAGUGUCAAGUACUGAUAUUGUUGGACGCAUGCUUCUUUGUGUGAGAGAGAGAUCCCUUAGUGACAGUCAUAAUCACUCUUCUUUGCAAAGACAAUUCAGCCAUGGUCACAGCCAAAAAUUUGAAGAUGGUGGAUCUGGUAGUGGAACUCGCAUAUCUCAUUUCCUACCAACAUCUCGCAGAAUUGUUCAGUUCUCUAAUGGGAAGGGGCCAGGACCAGAUGCUCGGAUAGUAUAUAUAGAUGGUGCAUUUGAUCUUUUUCAUGCUGGACAUGUGGAGAUAUUGAAGCUUGCUCGAGGGCUUGGAGAUUUUCUACUUGUUGGGAUUCACACUGAUCAAACUGUCAGUGCUAAUAGAGGAGCACAUCGCCCUAUCAUGAACCUUCAUGAAAGAAGCUUAAGUGUUUUGGCUUGUCGUUAUGUGGAUGAGGUGAUAAUUGGUGCUCCUUGGGAAGUGUCUAAAGACAUGAUCACAACCUUCAACAUCUCCUUAGUUGUUCAUGGAACAGUGGCAGAAUAUAAUAAUUUUCCCAAGGGGAAAGAGGACCCAUAUGCUAUUCCAAUCAGUUUGGGUAUCUAUGAACAGUUGGAAAGCCCCUUGGAUAUCACAACUACCACGAUAAUUAGGAGGAUUGUAUCAAAUCAUGAAGCAUAUCAGAAACGUAAUGAGAAGAAGGCAGAAAGUGAGAAAAGGUAUUAUGAAGAUAAGACAUUUGUGUCCGGCGAUUGAUUGAUUUUGGAGAUGUGAGGUACACACACGGCUAAUGUGCAGGGUGUCGAUUUUUGCCCCUUCUUUUUAGUUAUAUUGGAGUACUUGCCAUUAUCGCUUGUGGCUGUGAUCCAUUAUUUCAAAGAUCACUUGUAGUUGCUUAGCUUAGCUAGUAUUACUGCAUUCCAAAUUAUAUCUGUUUUUUUUCAGACCCACUUUCUUGGAAUUGGGUCCAAGAACACUGGCAGAACUUUGAGGGAAAGGUCUCUUGAUGAUAUUGGGUGGUUUUGCGAGCGAAAUCUAGGCACCAUUUGUAAGAGUAGGAGCAUGCGUCUAUUUAUACUAGUUAUACAUUCUGUAUCCUGGAAGAAGCUGUCCUGUUUGUUUUAGACAAUAUCGUUUCUUUUGACGGACAAUGAAAAAGUACUUGGUAUGAUAAUGAAGGACAAUUGAUUUUUACAUGUA
Vitis riparia (riverbank grape) is the source of this 1886-nucleotide messenger RNA. RefSeq names its product ethanolamine-phosphate cytidylyltransferase. The transcript is spliced from 9 exons. Gene Ontology annotation, biological process: phosphatidylethanolamine biosynthetic process. NCBI's taxonomy places the organism in Eukaryota, Viridiplantae, Streptophyta, Magnoliopsida, Vitales, Vitaceae. The coding region runs from base 177 to 1442 and encodes 421 amino acids. The record is from RefSeq and is a predicted model, not a curated record. Gene Ontology annotation, molecular function: ethanolamine-phosphate cytidylyltransferase activity. Gene Ontology annotation, cellular component: cytoplasm.